AUGAUGUCAAGAAGUCAGUCAAGUUUGGGUUACAUGGAUACGGGGAGGGAUGAACCCUCCACGUCUGGGGCCUCUCCAGGAUACCAACCGCCGCCAUCUACAGCCGGUCCGAUCAAUCUGUCGGGCUUAGUCUGCAAUGUACGCCGGACAACAGGCAGAGAACCGCACCCGCUUGUGGGAGCCACCACCACUAUCCUGGGCGACAAGCUCUACGUGUUCGGAGGCCGCGUUCUAUCGAAGAGUCGCCCGCAGCUGACGUCGGAUCUGUAUGAGCUGGACUUGAUCAGGCGGCACUGGACGAAGAUCGAAGCCACCGGCGAUAUCCCUCGUCCGCGGUAUUUUCACAGCGUAUGUGCUCUUGGUGAUAAUAAGCUGGUCUGUUAUGGAGGCAUGUCGCCUGCACCGAAUGCGUCCAAGGAGUCUGCGAGCAAUGGCGCGUCAGGGCAGGAAGCGCAGCCGGAGGUUGUGGUGAUGUCUGAUAUACACAUUUUUGACGUACCGUCUCGGACAUGGACGAGAGUUCCCGCUACGGACUCACCUCAGGGUCGAUACGCUCAUUGCGCGACGAUCCUUCCGUCGAGCGCCUUUUUCACAUCCGCUAGUGCUCCACUCUCCGCUAUUCAUCAUAACCCCGCAUCGUCCAACCCCCAUCAGGGCACCAUUGGAGUCGACAUUGAUGGAUUUGGCGGUGCUGAAAUGGUAGUGGUAGGAGGGCAGGAUAGUUCGAACCAUUAUAUCGAGCAGAUCAGUGUUUUCAACCUCCGCAGCUUGAAAUGGACGAACACAAGCUCGCUGGGCAGAAGCUGCGGCGCCUAUCGCAGUGUUGUUGCCCCGUUGAUCGGAAUGAAUGUGGCAGACAUCGGGUCUGCUGCCGCCGACCGGGAAUCACAGGAGCCGGUGGAGGAUUCGGAAGUGGAAGGGUGUCCCAUGCUGAUCUACUCCAACUACAACUUCCUGGAUGUCAAGCUGGAGCUCCAGGUGCGCUUGCCGGACGGUCGCUUGAUUGAGAAGCCAAUGCAAAGUGGGGCAUCGCCCCCGGGCUUGAGAUUCCCCAACGGCGGCGUGAUCAACGGGCAUUUUGUUGUGAGCGGUACCUACUUGACCUCAUCCAAACAGGAGUACGCGCUCUGGGCGCUUGACCUGAAGACUCUCACAUGGGGUCGGAUCGACGCCGGAGGGUCUGUCUUCGGUCAUGGCAGCUGGAACCGUGGCGUGCUAUGGGCGAGGCGGAAUACUUUUGUGGUUCUGGGACACCGAAAGCGCAGUCUGGUCGAGGAUUACAACCACCGUCGAAUCAACUUCUCUCAUGUCUGCAUGGUCGAGUUGGAGGCCUUCGGGUUGUACAACAAUCCAUGCAGAACCGCGCCAACUUCCGGGUACAUCUCCCACAGUGCGCCUUCAGUUCCUGCGUCUCUACAACAUAAGUUGACUCAGUUGACGUCGGGUGGAAGGCCGUUCUCGCCCGCAUCUGACGAGCUGGGCAAACUUGCUCAGUCUCUUCCUGAAAUGGCCGACAUGGAGCUUCAAGCAGCUGGCGGAGAGCGGAUCCCCGUCAACUCGCGGAUUCUUUCUCGGCGGUGGGGUCCUUACUUCAUCCAGAUUCUUCGCGAGUCAUCCGACACUGGUGUUUCUGACACGGCAACCCUGCGUGGAGCGAUCCCCAUGUACCCCAGUCGGAACUCAAGCAUCACCAUUACUCCCUCAAUAGGACAGAGCAGUUCCUACUCCAGUGCCACCACCCUUGUCAGCAACCACUCGAACCCUUCUAAGUCAUUGUUAGCGAAUCUUGAGAUACCCUCUGCUCACACCUUACCCCCUACCUCUCGACCGCGUGUUUUGUACCUUCCUCACACCUUCCUCACUCUCCGAGUGCUCGUCUACUACUUGUACACCUCGUCCCUCCCUCCCGUCGGAUCCUCCCUCUGCACGCCCCAAAUCCUCUGCUCCCUGCUUCAACUCGCUCGCCCCUACCAGGUAGACGGCCUCCUCGAAGCGACCGUCGAGCGGCUCCACCAAAUCCUCGACGGUCGCAACGCAGCCGCCGUCUUCAAUGCAGCUGCCAUGGCUGCCGGCGGCGGCAGAGGCACCGGCUUCACCAGCGGACCGGGCGGCACCCUCGAGGCCUUGAACGGCGCACACGCGGCCGCCAGUGAAUCCGCUAGCGCCGGCGCCGGUACCACAACAGGCACCGAUGCCUCGCAGAACAGCCACCUCACCUCCGACUCCUCCGACACCGAACACGGCACCACCUCCGCCCUCUCCGCCGCCAGCGGCGGCGGCGGCGGCACCAGCGGCGGCACCAGCGCGCCCUCCUCUCGCGGUAUCCCGCUACGCAUCAACACCAGCCUCUUCAACCGCAGUCACCACCGCACCGACCGCGACCGCGAGGACUCCAUCAGCAAUGCCAGCACCGCCACCUCGGCCUCGAGCUACGACCCCUCGGACUCCGAAUUCACUGGUAGCGAGUCACAGUCGCAGUCCCGUCCGCGCCGCGUCCGCCGCGAUACAGACGCCCAGCUCCGGCCACACAGGGAGAUCUGGACGGGCGAUCUGAGCAGCGUCAUCGGUCUGCAGAAACGGGGGCUUCGCGGACUUAUGGAGGGGCGAAGGCUGAUGAAAGAACGCAAUGCCAAACCCGGCAGCUCGGGCGGUUUGACGUCUCUCCCUGCGACUGCUGUAGAUCAGAAUGCCGCGUCUGGGGUAUAG
This is a messenger RNA of Aspergillus udagawae, 2706 nucleotides long. Its product is annotated as putative regulatory protein Ral2. The transcript has a single exon. Lineage: Eukaryota; Fungi; Ascomycota; Eurotiomycetes; Eurotiales; Aspergillaceae. Gene Ontology annotation, molecular function: protein binding. Bases 1 to 2706 code for a protein of 901 amino acids. Gene Ontology annotation, biological process: cell redox homeostasis. The record is from RefSeq and is a predicted model, not a curated record. Gene Ontology annotation, cellular component: cytosol; mitochondrion.